Colletotrichum chrysophilum is the source of this 696-nucleotide messenger RNA. RefSeq lists its product as uncharacterized. NCBI's taxonomy places the organism in Eukaryota, Fungi, Ascomycota, Sordariomycetes, Glomerellales, Glomerellaceae. Bases 1 to 696 code for a protein of 231 amino acids. The record is from RefSeq and is a predicted model, not a curated record. The transcript has 2 exons.
AUGGCGAAGAAGAUCAAGGAGAAGAAGGUGAAGGACCCCAAGAGCAUCCCGCUGGCCCAGCCUGACAGGUCUGGGCCUAGUGAGGCGACGCUGCUCCAGCUGGCCCAAGAAAGGGGCCUUUUCCAGCAGGAGGAUGAGGCGAGGAGCAAGCGCGGCCAGGUCCCCAAGGGUGCUGUCCGCAUAGACAGGCCCACCGAUGAAAGUGACGGAGAGGAGGAGGACGAAGAGGAUGACGCCCUGCUGUCUCCCUUCGUGGACCGCAUAAUGGACUCGUUGCUGUGGACAGUCAGCCUUGCCAUGGUCCACGGUACUUUUGAUGUGCUAGUCCAGAACCAAUAUGCCAUUGCAAUCGAAUGGCCAAGUGUCAUCACCAGGACUGUGGUCGCGUUUCUUGUGCUCUUCUUCCUUUUCCACAACCUCCACGAACACCGCUCCAGCACGACCGUUAUCCCGGGGCUUCCGCUGCGUUUCCAGCACCCCAUCCGACAGGCCAUCUUCUUUCUGACGAGCGUUUCUGCCGGGUGCUAUUUGAUCUAUAUCACCAACAAGUACAGCUAUCUUGCGACCCUUAAGCAAGCUCCGACACUGGGUUGUCUGUGGAUUUGGUCUGUACUCGAAUUGGAUCUGGCGGUGGCUGCGGCGAGUCUGGCUGUUGCAGGGGCAUUCCUACUGCAAGGAGGGUACGACAUCAAAUGA